GAAGCCACCAUUGAGGAGAAAGAGAGGAGCUUCUCUCUCUCUCAUUACUCUCGCCAGAGAAGCCUGCCUUGUUUUACAACCUUCCUGGGGUUUCACACAGCAAGAUCCGGAGUGGGUUCCGUUGAGCUCUUCCUCUGACCAUCCACCUUGCUCUAGUACAAUUGAGUAGCUCCAUAAGCGUAAUUCACAAGCAAAAAUCACAGCAUUCACAGCCCAGACUCCAAGCAUACGUGCUCUUUUCGCAAAGCGAGCAAGCAACCCCUUGUUCUCUUUAAAUCCAGGAAGAGAAGGGUGUGUAAUCAGGCAUUCAAAUCCAUCAAUGGAUCGUCUUUCCUUCACACCCACCUUCCAAGGCACCAGCUAUGGCAUUGGUGACCAGAUUGGAUUGAUUUGGGAGCAGACCAGAGAGCCACUGAUGGUGCCGCUGCUCAAACUCAUGGUAGUGGUGUGCUUGACCAUGUCUGUGAUGCUUUUCGUUGAGCGAGUGUACAUGGGCGUCGUCAUUGCGCUGGUCAAACUGUUUGGUCGAAAGCCGGAGCAGCGCUACAACUGGGAGCCCAUGAAGGACGAUGUCGAGCUUGGGAAUUCAGCUUACCCAAUGGUUCUUGUGCAAAUCCCAAUGUACAAUGAAAAAGAGGUUUACCAGCUCUCCAUUGGAGCUGCAUGUGGCCUUUCAUGGCCUUCUGAAAGAAUCAUAAUUCAAGUUCUGGACGAUUCCACCGACCCAACCAUUAAGGACUUGGUGGAGAUGGAGUGUCAGAGAUGGGCAAGCAAAGGCAUAAAUAUAAAGUACGAGAUCAGAGGGAACAGACAUGGGUACAAGGCAGGAGCUCUGAAAGAAGGCAUGAAGCACAGCUACGUUAAACAGUGCGACUAUGUGGCCAUUUUUGAUGCGGAUUUUCAACCUGAGCCUGAUUUUCUGUGGCGCACCCUUCCUUUUCUUGUCCACAACCCUGAAAUUGGUCUUGUUCAAGCUCGAUGGAAAUUUGUGAACUCUGAUGAAUGCUUAAUGACAAGGAUGCAAGAGAUGUCACUGGAUUACCAUUUCACAGUGGAGCAAGAAGUUGGAUCCUCAACCCACGCCUUUUUUGGGUUUAAUGGAACUGCUGGUGUAUGGAGAAUUUCAGCCCUCAAUGAGGCAGGAGGAUGGAAGGACCGGACCACAGUGGAGGAUAUGGACUUGGCAGUCAGGGCUAGUCUGAAAGGCUGGAAAUUCGUAUAUGUGGGUGCCCUCAAGGUGAAAAAUGAGUUGCCCAGUACUUUCAAAGCCUACCGCUAUCAGCAGCAUAGGUGGUCUUGUGGUCCUGCUAAUCUCUUCAAGAAAAUGGCAAUAGAAAUAGCCAGAAACAAGAAAGUGAAUCUUUGGAAGAAGGUUUAUGUGAUCUACAGCUUCUUCUUUGUGAGAAAGAUCGUAGCACAUAUCGUUACAUUCCUAUUUUACUGUGUUGUUUUCCCUGCAACUGUUUUUUUCCCUGAAGUGGAAGUUCCCAUGUGGGGAGCUGUCUAUAUUCCUUCUACCAUUACUCUUCUGAAUGCAGUUGGAACUCCAAGAUCACUCCACCUCUUGGUUUUCUGGAUACUUUUUGAGAAUGUCAUGUCCCUGCACCGAACUAAGGCGACAUUCAUAGGUCUCCUAGAGGUGGGGAGAGUAAAUGAAUGGGUUGUCACUGAGAAACUGGGAGAUGCACUAAAGAUGAAAUCAAGCACCAAAACAUCCAAGAAACCUCGAAUCAGGAUUGGAGAAAGAAUGCAUCUCUUGGAGCUUGGUGUUGGGGCCUACCUCUUCUUCUGUGGUUGCUAUGAUGUCACCUAUGGAAAGAAUGGCUUCUUCAUAUAUCUCUUCUUCCAAUCCAUGGCUUUCUUCAUUGCAGGGUUUGGUUAUGUUGGCACCUUUGUUCCCAACUCUUAGUUGGAGCUCCCAGGCAGGAAUUUUCUUCAGAAUUUGUGGUUCCACAACCAUAACCUUCUCCAACAAAAAUACAUAUUAUGCUGCUCCCUUGGGAGGAUUUUUCAUUCAAAUUGUUAUUAUUUUAGGCCAGUCAUUCUUUAUGCUGGGCAUAACUAAGUGCACUGGAGCUGUGAUUCGGAAUUCGAAUUAGUCUCUUUGUGAAUAUAGUCAAGAAAGAAAGCCAAAGUAGCCAAUAUAGAUGAUGUAAAACAUCUUUGAAUGAGCUUCUUUUUUCUCAUUGUGGGUGGGUUUUUGUUUGGGAAUAAUCAAGCUGGUGACAAAAUUAUAAAUUUGAAAUCAAGUUUUGCCUUCUGUUCUUUUGUA
This is a messenger RNA of Vitis riparia (riverbank grape), 2272 nucleotides long. RefSeq names its product glucomannan 4-beta-mannosyltransferase 9-like. The record is from RefSeq and is a predicted model, not a curated record. The transcript has 9 exons. Gene Ontology annotation, molecular function: mannan synthase activity. The coding region runs from base 320 to 1909 and encodes 529 amino acids. NCBI's taxonomy places the organism in Eukaryota, Viridiplantae, Streptophyta, Magnoliopsida, Vitales, Vitaceae. Gene Ontology annotation, cellular component: Golgi apparatus.